Messenger RNA from Magnolia sinica, 3465 nucleotides. RefSeq lists its product as uncharacterized. The coding region runs from base 280 to 3267 and encodes 995 amino acids. The record is from RefSeq and is a predicted model, not a curated record. NCBI's taxonomy places the organism in Eukaryota, Viridiplantae, Streptophyta, Magnoliopsida, Magnoliales, Magnoliaceae. The transcript has 9 exons.
UCCGAAAAAUUACAGCGUUGUGCCAUUCGUUCCCUCCAAAAAAUUUCACACCCUUUCCCUCCAAAAUUCAAAACCCAAAAUUCCUUCUCCAAACACAUCUCGCUUCAUCUCUGGUAAGAUUCCUUCAUAUUCAACUCAACUCCAUUCAUUUUUUUCUUCUUUCGAAAUGGUUUUUUUAGAUCUUCUCUUUCUUGUAUAAAAUGCCAAGCAUCCAUCUCAUCUAAUUCUCCCUGAUUAUGUGAGCCGUCUUUGUUAGGCUUAUUUAGAUGAUGAUUUGAAAUGGGUUCUGUUAGAUUUGAGAAAGAUAACAACACAAUGCAAGAUUUUCCAAUCUCCAACGGAGAUAACCAGACUCAGACCUUGGACAUUGAUUUUUCUCCGUCUUCGGUGCGGCAUGGUGUUUCUUCUGCAACAGUGAUCUCCCAAGGUGCUGCCCAACCUAAUCGAGGAUCCAGACACCGGAGUUUUACUUCAGUACGUACAGCUUCAGUACGGUCUUCUGGUAUUGCUGCUGCUCGCUGUAUGUCUACUGAGGCAACUCGAAUCAAAACAAAUCCGACAUUGAGUAGUCAUCAAGAUCAGCAAAAGCAAGACAAUGCCAAAAUCUCAUGUCCUGGUGUUGAUUGUAUUAAAAAGUGUAAUGGAACAGCUAGUUUAAGAGACCCAACCUCUUUUAUCAGAACCAACACAUGUGAGGAGGAUCAGAGCCAUGAGAAUGAUUGCUCUCCUGGGGACACGCAAGAUAAAUUUAUGGAUGGAAUCAAGAGCAGGAUAAAAAAUUCAAGGGUGAGGAAGCUUUUCAAUGAUGUAACAAUGGAUGAAAGUGAAGAAACAAUAAACAUUACUGGCUAUACAAUGAUGGGAAAAACAGACUGGCCUCUAUUUGGCGAUCAUGUGGUUGCAGGUUUGAGCUAUGUUGGGUCCGAGGAACCUGGUGAACAGCUGCAAGAAAAUGCAUUGGGCAUUGUGGAUAAAAUUCUUUUGAUUAAUGAUGUUGAGUUGUUUGGUGAACCUGGUCCACGGAAUUCCAUUUGUGGGAAGUCCCCUCCUUUCUCAAGUGCAAUGGGAGCUCAAAGUUUGGCUAAAAGAACCGACCUUAGAAAUCCUCUGGAAAAAACGGGCAUAUAUGACUGGAAUGAUAGUCGUGAGGAUGAAGGAGGUGGAGAUUUCUUCACUAAAAGGAAGGAUGUCUUACUUGAAGAUAGAGAACACAUGCGGAUAUCACACACCCAACUCGGGAAACCAAAGCAUCCGACCCGAGGCAUGGUUGAUAACCUUGGAGGGAAGGGAGAAGGCAUGGACAGUCAAACCCGUCAGAAACUAGUGGCUUCAUCUCAUUUAGGAUUGGGAUUAACGUUAGGCGAUCAGAUAAGAAGUACCAAAGUGCAGCAUUCUGGAACAAAAUCAAAGAAGAAUCUCUUCAAGCAGAUUGAUGAACAGUCAAAUGAGGAAUCUCUUGAGCAAGAAUCAGAAAUAACUGCUUUUCGUGGAGGUUCACAAGGUAUUUAUGAUGUUGGUGUCAGUACCCAAUUGGCUGCUGAAGCUCUGGAGGCCCUAGUAUGUGGGCCACCUGCUAACCAUGAUUUCACGGAUGCGCAUCCAGUAACAAGAAAGAUGACCAAAGGUUCUGAUAUCGAUCCCACCAAGAAAAUAGAAAAGCAGAAGCAUGUUUCUACUGGGAAGAGGGCUCGUUCUACAUCUGUUGCACGCAAUUCUUCUAGAAAACAGUUAAAGGACUCAAACGUGAUGGAUUUGCGAAGGGAAUCACCUGUAAAAACAAGAGCGUGGUUGAAGUGUGAAGAAUACUUGAACACUGCGAAUUAUGUCAAUGGAAAUGAAUGCUCGGGCAGAAAAUCUUCUAAAAUUGGCAAGAGAGAGAAGAAGGUGGGAGCAUCAAGUGGUACCCACGCCAAAGAGGUGGAUAAUAGUCAUAGUUCAUUGGCAUCAAAUAGGCAUCUUUCAUAUAACAAGGGAGUCGUACAAGAAGAGCAUUUGCAUGGGACUGUAAUACCUGUUGCAUGCCGGACCCGGCAGUCAAUAAAAAGAGGAAUUAGUUUCGUCACUGAUGCAUCGGACCACUUAACAGUUCAAGAGAAAAGUUCUAAUUUGGCUCCUGAUCAAAUUCGGAAGUUGAGAAAGAGUAAGAUGGGUCAGUCUGAUAUGUGGGGAAUUGAUCAUCUGCAUGCCUUGGGCUAUCCCAAAAGGAGGAGAACACGUUGGAGUAUGUCAGCUGACUUAAACAAUGCUACCAACUUGACAGUUGUUGGCUUUCCAGAAGGUAAUGCAGAAUCUUCGACCCAGCAGACAAGGUCAAAAAUCGAAGUUGGAAGUUCUUUCAGGACCUUAGAUGCAGUGAAGAGGAAGACAAGAUCAGCUGCUAUGGACACAUUGCCAUCAGCGCCAUUGGUGAUGGAUAUGCUGCCGAAACCAGAUGUAGCAUCAGGCGAUGAUCCAAAAAGACAGACAGAAAAGAAAGCGAUAUCAAGGCCACGUAUCAUGAGAGAGCUUAGAUUAGAUGCCACCCAAGCAGCGCAAACUCGUGCGUUGAAGGAUAUGCGACGGAGGAGAGAUAUGGCCAAUGUCCGCGUUUUGUUCAGCCAUCACUUGGGUGAAGAUAAAAUCAAACAACAGAAAAAGAUUUUGUCACGAUUGGGAGUUUCCAUUGCAUCGUCGUCUUCAAAUGCUACACAUUUUGUAGCAGAUAAGUUUGUGCGCACAAGGAAUAUGUUAGAAGCAAUGUCUCUUGGAAAACCGGUGGUGACACAUUUGUGGCUUGAGAGCUGUGGGCAAGCUAGAUGUUUCAUUGACGAGAAAAAUUACAUACUGAGGGAUAUCAAGAAGGAAAAGGAGAUUGGCUUCAGCAUGCCAGUCUCAUUGGCUCGUGCUUGCCACAAUCCACUCUUACAGGGUAAACGUGUUUUCAUCACCCCUAAUGUUAAACCUGAUAAAGAACUGCUUGUGAGCUUGGUUAAGGCAGUUUGUGGCCAGGCAAUUGAGAGAGUGGGCAGAUCUGCGAUGAAGGAUGAUAAAGCUCCAGGUGAUCUUUUGGUUAUUUCAUGUGAAGAAGAUUAUGCUAUCUGUGUGCCUCUGCUUGAAAAAGGAGCAGAGGUUUACAGUUCAGAGCUUCUAUUGAAUGGAAUAGUUAUUCAGAAGCUGGAGUAUGACAGGCAUCAACUUUUCAUGGAUCAUGUUAAGAGAACCCGCUCAACGAUAUGGUUAAGAAAGGAAGAUGGUCAGCAGUUUCAUCCUGUAACCAAGCGUACAUAGUUUUUAUUUUAUUUUUAAUCUUAUGUUUUUUUUGUAUCAUUGAGUAUUGAGUUUGUGGUUGAGGGUUUUCUUUUGAAAGUAAUGAAUGUUUUGAAUUAAGAGAUCUUGGGUUAAGAUGUUUUGGAUCAGAAUAUGUAAAGACUCUAUCGUGUCAUUGGAAGAUCUUUGUAAUGUUCAAUAUUUUCCCGUUUGCUCCUA